Messenger RNA from Mytilinidion resinicola, 2253 nucleotides. RefSeq names its product cora-domain-containing protein. The record is from RefSeq and is a predicted model, not a curated record. Bases 1 to 2253 code for a protein of 750 amino acids. Gene Ontology annotation, molecular function: magnesium ion transmembrane transporter activity. The transcript is spliced from 5 exons. NCBI's taxonomy places the organism in Eukaryota, Fungi, Ascomycota, Dothideomycetes, Mytilinidiales, Mytilinidiaceae. Gene Ontology annotation, biological process: intracellular magnesium ion homeostasis; magnesium ion transmembrane transport. Gene Ontology annotation, cellular component: plasma membrane.
AUGGCCGAGACACCAAGGUCCGAGAGGUCUCAGACGAGAUUCAGCACGCCAGUGUCUGAUCUCGACGAUCACCGCCGCCAGCCUGCGUCCUUGCCGAGGCUCGAAGUAGCUAUGCAAUCGAUACCAGGUACUCGAAGGGGAACAGUCGCUAGUAUUCCACCAAUUGAACGUCCGGACCUACUCCAAGUCAAUGAUGCUCUGGAAACACAUGGGGUUACGUCCCGAGACUUCGAGGCUCGGGACUUCGAAAAUGCAAUCGUGGACGACGAUAGAAGCGGCCAGGGAAUCUAUGUUGGAGAAGAUAGAUACGCUCGACGAGGCUCCGUCGCCAGCCCGACCGCGCGAAGAAACACUUUCCGGCGCCCUCAAGAUGAGCCAGCAGAGAGAGUGCACAAGUCAAGGACUUCUUCUACUUCCUCGCGAUCUAUCUCUCCGCCCAAUUCCGUCGAUGCCUUUGCAGACAACCGCCGCCGGGACCGCGCAGGAACUGUUAAUAGCCGUGCUCCAUCAGAGCUAGACUUGACCCUUCACCGAACUGUUUCUGGAGGAACUCACGUGCGGCGACCCACUAUCAGCGACGAUCGCCCAAAUGACCUGCACACAGACAUUGCGUCUCGUCACAGCUCCGUUGAGGAAGACGUCUGUUUCCCGGUCACCGAGGAUGCUGGUAAGACAACGGACAUUGAUUUCGAGGAGCUUGAAGAAUUCGUUGCAGAGUCUCACGAAAAGACACCCAUCGCACCGCUUCUGCGACAUCAAGGAAGCCAAGGAAAAGACAUGAGCAAGUUAAAGAUUUUCCAGGAUCUUCGCCCAAAAUCAAGCCACAGCCAAAUCCCAAAGAUCACGACCGAGUGCCCCACCCCCAAUGGAAAUGCUUCAGAUGUAGCACUCGACGAGAAGUGUGCGGACCUUGAUGCUGAGUUUGGUGUGCACAAUGCCGCAGUUGCCGAGGCAUCCAGGACUCGCUGGUCUUUUUUCUCUUCGGAAUUGGACGAUACCAUUCACGCAGCUGAACUGGGUGGGCUUCUGAUGCCCGGAGAGCGAUUUCGCGACCUUUUUGAACUCUCCCCUGACGGCGGUGUAUGGUGGCUGGAUAUGGUCAAUCCCACCGAAGAAGAAGUAUUCGCUAUCUGCAAAGCCUUCGGGGUGCAUCCUCUCACACGCGAGGACAUCACGACUCAAGAGACUCGCGAAAAAGUAGAAUUGUUCCAUUACUACUACUUCGUCUGCUUCCGGUCCUUCUAUCAGAUGGAGAAAACAAGCGAGGAAUACCUGGAGCCUGUCAACUUCUACGGCGUUGUCUUCAAGGAAGGAUUGCUGACUUUCACAUUCUGUGAGAGCCCUCACUCUGCGAACGUUCGGAAGCGUAUUGGAAGACUCCGGGACUACGUUUCCCUCAGUUCUGAUUGGAUCUGCUAUGCACUAAUUGACGAUAUUGUUGAUUCCUUUGCUCCCGUCAUUCGAGAUGUGGAACAUGAGACAGACGCCAUUGAAGACCAAGUGUUCACCGCUCGAAUGGAGGACUCUCGCGAGAUUCUGCGUGCCAUUGGCGAGUGCCGCAAGAAAGUGAUGUCGCUCCUCCGCCUCCUGGGCGGAAAGGCCGAUGUCAUAAAGGGAUUCGCAAAGAGGUGCAACGAAAAUUUUAAUGUGGCUCCCCGUGGCGAUGUGGGACUCUAUCUCUCGGAUAUUCAAGAUCACGUUGUAACGAUGAUGUCUAACCUGGGCCACUUCGAGAAGAUGCUAUCGCGAAGCCACAGCAACUAUCUCGCUCAAAUCAGCGUGGAUAAUCUGAUUCAAGGGAACGACGCCAACGCAACGCUCGGGAAGGUUACGCUCAUUGCGACAAUCUUAGUGCCACUCAAUUUGAUCUGUGGUCUUUUCGGCAUGAACGUUCCCGUACCUGGGCAUGACAGUGAUGGUUUUGGUUGGUUCUUCGGCAUCCUGGGUGUUAUUGCUGCGUUUGUCACGGUCCAAUGCCGCAUCUUCAACACAACUUUCAACCCCGACCGCCUACGCUUAGGCACCAAAAUCCUCUCGCAACGCCUCCGCGGACCAGCCGUGGCAUCCUAUUACCCGCCGCGCAUUGGGACGACGCAGGAUCUGCGGAAGCUGUAUCCGGAGUACGAUGUUGUGGAUGAGAAGGAGGAUGAUUGGAUUGAGAAGUUGAAGGUGGCGAAAUUGAAGGGCAAGAGCCCGCCGAAGAAGAAGAGGACGGCUGGAGAGUCGAAGAAGUUUGGGAAGCGGAGGUCGUGA